AUGUCCACCCCAACAUCUAUGCGAGCCUGGCAAUUCAACGCCAUCCAUAACGGUCUCGAGAACAGUGUCAAGCUAAACACAGUACCUCUACCCGCUCGCAAACCAGACCAGCAUCUCAUCAAAGUCCUCUAUGCCGCAACGAACCCGUUCGACUACAAACCCGUAGAAGUUGGGCUCAUCAACCGCUUCAUGAUGCCGAAGCCGGCGACUCCAGGAAGUGACAUCGCCGGCCGCAUAGUCGUACCAGCUGUAGGUUCGACUCUCAAAGCUGGCCAACUCGUCUUCGGCGCCUCCGUAGACAAGACGCUCUUCGCUGGUGGUGGGUUUCGUGAACAUACAUUAUCAAACGAUAAGCAACUCGUCGCCAUCCCAGAGGGUGUCUCAGCCAAAGCCGCAAGCACGAUAACGGUAGGCGGCAUCUCGGCCUACCAGACCAUCGUCCCGCAUGUCAAGCCUGAAGACAAGAUCUUCAUCAACGGCGGAUCUGGUGGCGUUGGCACGUUCUCGAUACAGAUCGCCAAAAUCUGUGGAUGUCACGUCACCACGACGUGCUCUACAGCCAAUGUAGAGCUGUGCAAAAGCCUGGGAGCCGACGAAGUCAUCGAUUACAGGAAGCAGAACGUGAUCGAGGUGCUGAAGAGCAAAGGGCCUGUUUUUGACCAUGCAGUCGACAAUGUGUGUCACGACUGGAACCUCUACUGGCAGUCUUACCGCUAUCUCAAACCUAACGCAAAAUACAUCAAUGUCGCUGCAGCGCCUACAUUCAGUUCAUUCUUGAACCCUAUCAAGGCUGGCCUUCCAGUGGUCUUGGGUGGCGGCAGACGAAAACUUGAGGGCUACUUCGCGCAGCCGGAUGCGAAGCAGUUGCAAGAGAUCGCUGGGUGGGUGGCAAAUGGCAAGGUCAAGACUCUUAUCGAUUCGGAGUUCACUUUUGAGCAGUUGCCGGACGCUGUAAGGCGACAGAAGACCGGGAGGGCGAGAGGGAAGAUUGUUGUGGAGGUUGCGAAGGAUGAUCGGACGAGUGGAUAG
Messenger RNA from Recurvomyces mirabilis, 1029 nucleotides. RefSeq lists its product as uncharacterized. The record is from RefSeq and is a predicted model, not a curated record. NCBI's taxonomy places the organism in Eukaryota, Fungi, Ascomycota, Dothideomycetes, Mycosphaerellales, Teratosphaeriaceae. The transcript has a single exon. Gene Ontology annotation, molecular function: oxidoreductase activity. Bases 1 to 1029 code for a protein of 342 amino acids.